This is a messenger RNA of Neogale vison (American mink), 1173 nucleotides long. It is a transcript of the gene RBMXL2, whose product is annotated as RBMX like 2. Bases 1 to 1173 code for a protein of 390 amino acids. Gene Ontology annotation, cellular component: spliceosomal complex. The record is from RefSeq and is a predicted model, not a curated record. Gene Ontology annotation, biological process: positive regulation of mRNA splicing, via spliceosome. NCBI's taxonomy places the organism in Eukaryota, Metazoa, Chordata, Mammalia, Carnivora, Mustelidae. The transcript has a single exon. Gene Ontology annotation, molecular function: RNA binding.
AUGGUUGAGGCAGAUCGCCCCGGGAAGCUUUUCAUUGGGGGGCUCAACCCCGAAACCGAUGAAAAAGGCCUAGAGGCCGCGUUUGGCAAGUAUGGCCGCAUCAGCGAGGUUCUCUUGAUGAAAGAUCGAGAAACCAGCAAGUCCAGGGGCUUCGCGUUUGUCACCUUCGAAAGCCCAGCGGACGCCAAGGCCGCCGCCAGAGACAUGAACGGCAAGUCCCUGGAUGGUAAGGCCAUCAAGGUGGCCCAGGCCACCAAGCCGGCGUUUGAGAGCGGGCGGCGAGGCGCGCCGCCGCCGUCCCGCAGCCGUGGUCGCCCAAGGGGCCUGCGCGGGAGCCGUGGGGGCGGCGGAGGCCCGCGGCGACCCCCGUCCCGGGGCGGGCCGGCGGACGACGGCAGCUACGCGGGGGAUUUCGAUCCGCGGCCCUCCAGGGCCCCGCUGCCCAUGAAGCGCGGGCCGCCACCGCGCAGGGCCGGGCCGCCCCCCAAGAGGGCCGCACCGUCGGGUCCGGCUCGCAGCGGCGGCGGCAGCGGCAUGCGUGGACGGGCUACGGCCGCGCGGGGGCGAGACGGCUAUGCGGGCCCGCCGCGCCGGGAACCGCCGCCUCUGCGCCGCGACCCCUACCUAGGCCCCCGGGAGGAGGGCUACUCGCCCAGAGAUGGCUACUCGACCCGAGACUACCCCCGCGAGUUUGCUCCCUCGCCCCGAGAGUACACCUACCGCGAUUACGGCCACGCCAGUGCCCGGGACGACUGCCCGUCGAGAGGCUACGGCGACCGAGACGGCUAUGGGGGGCGCGACCGUGACUACGCGGACCACCCAAGUGGAGGCUCCUACCGAGACCCCUUCGAGAGCUACGGAGACCCGCGCAGUACCGCCACAGCGCGGGGGCCCCCGCCUUCUUACGGCGGAGGAGGCCGCUACGACGAGUACCGCGGCUGCUCGCCUGACGUCUACGGCGGCGGCCGCGACGGUUACGGCGGCGGCCGCAGCGACCGCUACUCGAGGGGCCGCGACCGGGUAGGCAGAGCCGACCGCGGGCUCUCCCCGUCCUUGGAAAGAGGGUGCCCUCCACCGCGCGAUUCUUACAGCCGCUCUGGCCGCAGGAUCCCCAGGGGCGGAGGCCGCCUGGGAAGCCGCCCCGAGAGAGGGGGAGGCCGCAGCAGAUACUAA